AUGAGCAAUGCCUCUCAGAGGGUGAGGGAAACAAAUCAGUCAGUGACCUCGGACUUCACUCUCACGGGCCUUUUCAACCACUCAGGGCCACAUCUGGCCCUGUUCUCCCUGGUGGCUGCCAUAUUCACAAUGGGCCUUCUGGGCAAUGCAAUCCUGAUCUUCCUGAUCCACACAGAUGCCAGGCUCCACACGCCCAUGUACUUUCUUCUCAGCCAGCUCUCCUUGUUGGAUGUUGGCUUUCCACUGGUCACCAUUCCCAAGAUGGCAGCUGACUUCCUGAAGGAAGAAGGCACCAUCUCCCUUGGAGGUUGUGCAGCUCAGAUGUUCUUCUUGAUGCUUAUAGGUGUCUCUGAGGGCAUCUUGCUAUCCCUCAUGUCUUAUGACCGCUACAUUGCCAUGUGCCACCCCUUGCAUUAUCCUGUGCUCAUGAGACGUCACGUCUGCCUGCUUUGGGUGGGCACCUCCUGGUUGUCAGGUGUGCUUGUAGCCUCCAUCCAGACCUCCAUCACUCUGCACUUCCCCUACUGUGCCUCACGCGCUGUGGACCACUUCUGUGAGCUGCCUGCCCUACUCAAGCUCUCCUGUGCGGACACCUCUGCCUAUGAGUGGGCGCUGUCCAUCUCUGGGGUGCUGAUCUUGGUGCUGCCUCUGUCACUCAUCGCCACCUCCUACAGCCAUGUGUUGGGGGCUGUUCUUCACAUGCACUCAGCUGAGGCCCAACACAAGGCCUUCACCACCUUCUCCUUGCACAUCACUGUGGUGGGGCUCUUCUAUGGGGCAGCAGUGUUCAUGUACAUGGUACCAGGCACCUACCACACCCCACAGCCAGACAACGUGGUCUCCCUCUUCUACAGUCUCAUCACUCCCACACUCAACCCCCUAAUCUAUAGCCUGAGGAACCGAGAAGUUCAAAUGGCUUUGGUCAGGAUCCUUUUCAGAACUGGCUUCAGAUCAAAGAGAUGA
Bubalus bubalis (water buffalo) is the source of this 963-nucleotide messenger RNA. RefSeq names its product olfactory receptor 2Z1-like. The record is from RefSeq and is a predicted model, not a curated record. The transcript has a single exon. Gene Ontology annotation, cellular component: membrane. The coding region runs from base 1 to 963 and encodes 320 amino acids. Gene Ontology annotation, molecular function: G protein-coupled receptor activity; olfactory receptor activity. Gene Ontology annotation, biological process: G protein-coupled receptor signaling pathway. Lineage: Eukaryota; Metazoa; Chordata; Mammalia; Artiodactyla; Bovidae.